Suillus discolor is the source of this 636-nucleotide messenger RNA. RefSeq lists its product as uncharacterized. NCBI's taxonomy places the organism in Eukaryota, Fungi, Basidiomycota, Agaricomycetes, Boletales, Suillaceae. The coding region runs from base 124 to 375 and encodes 83 amino acids. The transcript has a single exon. The record is from RefSeq and is a predicted model, not a curated record.
CGAAAUGUGAGUCCUCGUGCCAACCACGGGGUACUAUUCGGAAUCAUACUUCCUCUAGCCUUUUCGUCGCGGCUGCCCACACUUUCAAACGGACAACCGAACUAUCCGAAUCAUUCCCAGACUAUGCUUAUUCGUUGGCCUGCCGUAUUUCCAGGGAUGACCGCGGCAACAUGUGCUCACACCAAUGAGUGGCGUAUGACAGUGACAUGCAUGCGUGUUCUUUCCACAAUUUUGUCUCCCAGUGUCGUAUCUUCCUGCAUGAUGUUGGCUGGCAGGGACGAGAUUAAAUUGCGUCUCCGUUCAAAUGUCUCCGUCCCAGAUUUAAUUGUGCGCAUCUUGCCAGACGCGGCGGCUGAUGCGACGGCGGGCGUUUGAUUCAGGGUUCGUCGCUCGCAUCGGCACGGACGUUAACGUUCUCCUCACCUAGGGAUUCCAAUCAUCUGACACAUGAAUAAGUAGUAAGAUACGUUUCGGUUUCCUGUACGACCAGAAACCGACUCGGAUGCCUUGAAACCCGAAGGAGCCAGCUAGAUUUGAUGGUCUCCCGUCCGACACAUAACCGACAGCGAAGCGUAUCCACAUCAAUUUUUCGAUCAUGUUUCUGACAGACCAUAGAUAUAUCGACCUUGAUAUUGA